GCUUUUUAUAUUACAACUAUUAAUUGGCAAACUCAAUGUCCUAACAUUAAGUGGGUAAAUCCAGUUAGUACUUGUUAUGCCUUAGAAGUGGCAGGCAGCCAUUUGGGAAGCUCAGGGUUCUUGCUUUCUGCAAAAUCCUUGGGGCUCUGCCAUUCACCAUGUCGGUGACGCCUAGAUGGAGCAGAAAGAAACCCCAUAUCCCUUUGCUUGCAGUUCUUCUCCUGGUUUUCAUAGCUUGUUCAAUUCUCUACAAUGAAUUCAGCAUUCAACAAAUCCAUGAAAGCCCGGAUCAUGCUCCUCACAGUCAAGAAACUUCAUUUACUUAUGUAAAACCAAAUCUUCCAAAAGGAGCUUCAGAGGUUUUGGAUAGAUUCAGUAGUUGCAACACUACAAGGAACUACAGCGGGAAGAAAAUCCAGUGGGUUGACCCGGAUGCAAAAUCGGGUCGGCGAAGCAGGGUAAACCAAGAGAGCUGUGAUGUGUUCUCUGGAAGGUGGGUGUUUGAUAACACAUCGUAUCCACUUUACAAAGAGUCCGACUGUCCGUAUAUGUCGGACCAGUUGGCAUGUCAUAAGCAUGGGAGGUCUGAUUUGCAGUACCAGUAUUGGAGAUGGCAGCCUCAUAACUGCAAUUUGAAGAGAUGGAAUGCAACUGAAAUGUGGGAGAAGUUGAGAGGGAAGAGGCUAAUGUUCGUGGGGGAUUCUCUGAAUAGAGGUCAAUGGAUAUCAAUGGUGUGUUUAUUACAGUCAGUGAUCCCUGCAAAUAAGAGAUCCAUAACUCCUAACGCUGAGCUUACCAUUUUCAGAGCAGAGGAAUAUAAUGCCACUGUUGAAUUUCUAUGGGCUCCACUUUUGGUUGAAUCUAAUUCUGAUGACCCAGUGAAUCACAGAUUAGCUGAACGAAUAAUCCGUCCAGAUUCAGUACUUAAGCAUUCAUCACAGUGGGAGCAUGCAGACAUACUAAUUUUUAACUCGUACUUGUGGUGGAGACAAGGCCCAGUUAAGCUGUUAUGGAGUGCUGAGGAAAAUGGAGCCUGUGAGGAACUCAAUGGGGUGGGAGGCAUGGAGUUGGCCAUGGGAGCUUGGGCAGACUGGGUAGCAUCUAAUGUCAUUCCCCUGAAGAAACGUGUCUUUUUUGUUACAAUGUCACCAACACAUUUCUGGAGUCAAGAGUGGGAAUCGCGAAGUGAUGGAAACUGCUAUAAUCAAAUGACACCAAUCACUUUGGAGGGCUACUGGGGGAGUGGUUCCGACUUGCCUACCAUGCGCAUGGUGGAUAAAGUGCUUUCCCGAUUGGGUUCAAAGGUAUCUGUCAUCAAUAUUACUCAGCUCUCAGAAUAUCGAAAAGAUGGGCACCCUUCCAUCUAUAGAAAAUUUUGGGAGACAUUGAGCCCCCAGCAAUUGGCAAACCCUGCAAGCUACUCUGAUUGCAUACACUGGUGCUUACCAGGUGUGCCUGAUGUGUGGAAUGAACUAAUAUUCCAUUUUUUGUAAAAAAAACAAAAUAAACAAUUGAAAUUAUUUUAGUGGCUUUACAUACAGCAAAUAGGAAAAGGAAGUUUAAUUGUGAAUUCUUCCCCAUUCCUGGAAUGGGAAUGACAAACUGUAUUUGCACUGAAAGGAUUGCUUAUAACACCUGAAAUUAUAUUUCUUUUGUCUAAAACCUGAAGCUCAGAGAGCAUGAACUCUCUUUGUUGUCUUAGUA
This is a messenger RNA of Theobroma cacao (cacao), 1704 nucleotides long. RefSeq names its product TRICHOME BIREFRINGENCE-LIKE 35 (gene TBL35). Gene Ontology annotation, molecular function: O-acetyltransferase activity. Lineage: Eukaryota; Viridiplantae; Streptophyta; Magnoliopsida; Malvales; Malvaceae. Gene Ontology annotation, cellular component: Golgi apparatus. The record is from RefSeq and is a predicted model, not a curated record.